Molecule: messenger RNA, 3558 nt
Organism: Aspergillus alliaceus
Lineage: Eukaryota; Fungi; Ascomycota; Eurotiomycetes; Eurotiales; Aspergillaceae
Product: ABC transporter ATP-binding protein
Exons: 7
Coding region: 1-3558 (1185 amino acids)
Biological process (GO): transmembrane transport
Cellular component (GO): membrane
Molecular function (GO): ATP binding; ABC-type transporter activity; ATP hydrolysis activity
Source: RefSeq, a predicted model, not a curated record
AUGGCCUCCCAGCAAGAUGAGGCUCGCUGCGACGAGCGCAAGCGAGCCAUUCUGGACCGGCAGUUGAAUGGUAUUCAAAGUCAAGAAAAGCAGAGUAUAAACGUGUUUGCGUACGCGACGUUGGCAGACAAGAUCAUAUUGUCCGUCAGUUCAGCAUGCGCUAUCUUCGCAGGCGCCCUGAAUCCUCUAGUUCCGGUCAUCUACGGUCUUCUCGUCAGCGUGUUCAAUGGUUUCACCGCAGGGACUGUCACUGAGGGCGAAUUGCGCUCGAAACUAUCCACAUUCAAUCUCUAUUACGUCUACCUCAGCAUCGGUCUCUUCGUUUUCCACUAUGUAGCCACGGUCGGAUUUUACUACUCCGGCGACCACAUGGCGCGAGCGCUGCGCACGGCGUACCUGUCUGCAAUCAUGCGCCAGAACAUGGCAUUUUUCGACCUAUUAGAGCCGGGCGAGAUAACAAAUCGCACCAUGUCAGAUAUGGGCACAGUUCAAGAAGCAGUGACAAGCAAGAUCUCAGUACUGCUGAGCGCGAUUGCGACUUUCUAUGCUGCGUUCGCCGUGGCAUUUAUCAUGUAUUGGAAGACGGCAUUGAUCAUGAGUCCCUUCUUCGUUGCAAUGGGUGCCUCCGCAAGUAUUGGUGGUGCAUAUUCGGUUAAGUACCACAAGAGGGCAAUGAAGUUGUACAGCCAGGCCUCGGGAGUCGCCGAGGAGGCCAUCAGCGCCAUCAGGUAUGUUACCGCAUUCGGGAUCCAAGGACUCCUCUCCCAACGUUAUCUGUCAGUGCUGGAGCAGGUGGCAGAGGUCAAUAGCAAAGCGGAAAAUAUUGUGGCGGCCUUGAUUGCGUGGAUGAAUGCCAUGCCAUGUCUUCUCUACGCGCUUUCUUUUUGGGCCGGUUCCAAAUUCCUAGUCAAAGGUGAGGUAUCCGGGGCAGAAAUUACUGCAACGACGUUAGCCGUGACGAUUGGGCCAUUUGCCAUUAUUCGAAUUGCGCCGUCAGCUCAGGCGCUUACUUCCGGGGUAGCAAUUGCCGGGGAGGUGCUAAAGGCCAUCGCGAGACGGUCUCCUCAGGAUCUACUGACCGAGGACGGGCAACAGCCGCCAGGCAUGGUGGGCAAUGUCCAGUUAGACGAGGUCGGAUUAGUAUACCCGUCUCGAGACGAUGUGAAAGUAUUGAAGAAUGUAACCCUGACCUGCGCAGCAAUGAAAAAGACUGCGAUUGUAGGUCCAUCCGGAAGCGGGAAGAGCAGUAUCCUGGGACUAGUGGAACGAUUUUACGAGCCAACGAGUGGCACAGUCAUGCUUGACGGACGAGAUGUUCAAACGCUUAACCUUCGCUGGCUGCGCCGCCAACUCGCCCUUGUUGAUCAAAACCCGGUGCUCUUCAAUGCAUCCAUAUUCGAAAAUAUACAAUACGGUUGCUCUGGCACUCUAGAUCGACUAUCCGAAGCCGAAAAGUACCAAAAAGUAACAGAGGCGUCCAAGAAGGCCAAUGCACACGACUUCAUCAUGGCACUUCCUGACGGCUACCAAGCCCAAGUAGGUGAAAAGGGUCUCCAGCUUUCUGGGGGCCAAAGGCAAAGAAUUGCCAUCGCCCGUGCCCUAAUCAAAGAUCCGAAGAUCCUGCUUCUAGAUGAAGCUACAUCGGCGUUGGACUCUAAAUCUGAAGCGACGGUGCAGGCAGCGCUAGAUGGGGCUUCGGAGCAUCGCACUACCAUUAUCAUCGCGCAUAGGCUGUCAACGAUCCGGAAUGCCGAUAAGAUCAUUGUCCUUGCCGAAGGAAGGGUUGUAGAGGAAGGAAGUCACAAUGAACUCAUUGCGCGGAAUGGGGUCUAUGCAUCUUUGGUACAAAAACAACAGAUUGAGGAUACGAAAAAGGGCACGGCAACAGAUGCAACAAGGCUCUCCGUUGAUGGGGUGCAUAGCACUACAUCUAAGAAUCGAGCAGAAACAACAACAGGAAAAUAUGUACACCAACCAAGCGCAAAACAAACCCUAUCCUUCAUUGGGCGCAUGAGCAGGACCGACUGGAAAUUGCUACUUUUCGGGUUGAUAUGCGCGCUACUUGCAGGCGCAGGGAUCCCAGUUCAAGCAGUAUUCUUCGCCGAGCUCUUGACUGUGAUUGGCUAUCCUCCUUCUCAGUAUGGGCAGCUCAAACACCAAGUCACCGUGUGGUCCGGGGUUUAUGUCGCCCUGGCAGGUGCCGCUUUCAUUUCCUGGAUGGGUGUGGAGGUGACGAGCCAGAGUACCGACGAUCUAGCGGGAAUGGGUGGACCCGUUAUUGGGGGAAUCCUUACCUUCAUUGCGACCAUUCUUGGCGGGAUCGUACUGUCCCUGGCCGUGGGUUGGAAGUUAGCACUUGUAUGCACUGCAACGAUACCUGUCGUUGUGGUCUGUGGCUGGCUCCGCUUGCAAGUCCUAGCGGCAUUCGACACCAAAAUCAGACAUAGCGGACUGGACUCCGCAGCGUACGCCGGCGAGCUGGUUCGCUCGGUACGUACGGUCGCCUCUCUUGGGCUGGAGGAAUAUGCGCUGGCACGCUACGACGGCUUUGUAACCAAACAAGCGGCUAAGUCCCUUCGCUCGAUACUCGUUGCAUCUGCUCUGUACGCCGCUUCGCAGUCCAUUGUAUAUCUGUGUGCAGCACUGGGGUUCUGGUAUGGUGGCACUCUUAUUGCAAACCGUGAAUAUUCCGAGUUUCAAGUGUAUAUCUGUUUCGUUAGUCUUAUUUCGGGGCACAAAUUGCUGGCGAUGCAUGCGAGUCAAGAGCUCCAAAUGAUCAUAGAUUUGAAACCUACAAUCAACAAUGCAUCACAAGGGUUGAUCACUUCCACCGGAUACAACGACGUGAAGGGCGGUCAUCAUCAAGAUAUCAACGCUUGUCGGAUUGAGUUCGAAAAUGUAGUCUUUUCCUACCCAUCCAGACCUACCAGGCGGGCUCUGGACAAUCUUAGCAUUACAGUCGAACCGAGCCAAACACUCGCCCUCGUCGGCCAAAGCGGAAGCGGAAAGAGUACGUGUGUUUCGCUACUCGAGCGAUUCUACGAGCCAGACCAAGGCCGCAUUCUCAUCGAUGGACAGGACAUCCGCCAACGAGAUGUAGACGAACAUCGUCGAACCAUAUCACUCGUCAGCCAAGAGACCGUUAUGUUUUCGGGUACUAUCAGGGAGAACAUCGCCAUCGGCUUGGCGGGAGAGGAAGUGAGCGACGAUAAUAUUCUAGCCGCUUGCAAACAAGCCAAUAUCCUUGAAUUUGUAGAGUCACUCCCUGACGGGCUGUCCACGCUUGUCGGCACUGGUGGCAGCAUGCUGAGUGGAGGUCAGAAGCAGCGCAUUGCCAUAGCGCGGGCCUUCCUUCGGAGACCGAAGAUACUGUUACUCGGCGAGGCCACCUCCGCACUCGACACCGAGUCUGAAGCCAUUGUUCAAGCGGCCAUGGAUGCAAUCCGAAAGGAUCGAAUCACCAUCAUGGUGGCCCACCGGCUGAGCACCAUCCGCAAUGCAGAUGUUAUUUGCGUACUGCAGGAUGGAGCUCUGGUGAGGGAAGCCAUGAACAGCUAA